AAGAGCUCUCCCUGGGUCCACAGUCACGUCCACGGCGUUGAAAGUCAUGGGGAUCUGCAAGGACCCGCCAUGGGGCCAGGGGUUCAGGACCUCAGCCCUCAGCCCCGUCCGUGUGCCGGUUACUUCGGGGGCAGAUACGUCCCGCGCUGGGCGCGGGGCCCGCCACCACCAGACGCGCCAUCGGGGCCCGAAGAGCCACUGGGUGGCAAAUGGGCGGGAGUGUCUGUGAAGGGUCCAGAGGACACAGAGAGACUCCCGUCCGGGAAGGGAAGAGAGGAGCCCGUUUCACGGUUUGGGACCCACGGGGCCGCGGCUGGGCGAGCUCUGUGUCCCCGAGGGCGUCUCCUACUGCGGAGAAGGGCGGUGUCGGAGUCCCGUCCAGCGGCGCGGAGGAGGAAAAUGGGACACCGAGCGGGACGGAGACGCAGGGGGCGUGCUUGGCCGACGCCGUGACCCCGAGAGACGCCGCUGCUGUCGCCACCCCUCCCCGCCGCGCCCCUCGCCAGUUACAGAACCGUGCGCGGCCCCAAACCGGCACAAACGUCGGCCCCGAAGGCUGGUGAAUCCUAAAGCCGGUGGUGGCAAACGUGGACCGAUCUGAGUCAGUCUGGGAACGGACGCUCCGCGGGCUUCCCGAGCUGAGAUGCUCCGGUGCUAAGGUCACAAAAUAGUUGACGGGGUUAUUAAUCUGCCCCGCCUUUUUAUGGCUGUGACAGAGGUAUUCUGUGCUAAGAUCCGGGCGAUACUCCCCUCCUCCCGGGACCCCCGCGGCCCUCCUCUUCCUCCUCUCGGGACCCCUGCGGUCCUUCUCCUCCUGCUUCCGGGACCCCGCGGACAUCCUUUCCCCUCCUCCUCCCCCGGGGACCCCGCGCGGCACUCCUCCUCCUUCCCCUCCUCCUCUCCCUCCUCCUCGUCCUCCUCCUCCUCCUCCCGGGACUCCGCGGCCCUCCUCCUCCUCCACUUCUUCCCGAGACCCCGCGGCUCUCCUCCUCCUCCUUCCCCUCCUCCUCCUCCCCUUCCUCCCAGGACCCCGCGGCCCUCCUCCUCCCCCCCCCCCCCGGGACUCCGCCGCCCUCUUCCCCCUCUCCCUCCUCCUCCCGGGACUCGGCGGCCCGUUUCCUCCCGGACCUCGCGGGCGCCGCCCCAGACCUCCUUCCGGGACCUCCGGGCCCGCCUCCCACAGCAGUUUCGUUUCAGAGCCCGCGGUCGGCGAAACCGGGCGUCGGGAGGCGGCGGCGGCGGCGGCGGCGGAGGCGGCGGCCCGGGCUGGGCGGGCGUCCGCUGCGGGGGAAGCAGAGAGGAGACUCCAGGGCCCGUGGAGGCCAGCGCAGGGCACCGCGCCGAGGCUCGGGCGACGUGUACUUCCAUCCCUGUGGAUUUUCAUCUCUGCCUCUCGAUCCGGUAUUGGAGCCUGUCAGGCAGAGCCAUGGCCUCCCCCAUAGUCACCAAGAAGAUGAAGGAAGAAGUCACCUGCGCUAUCUGCCUGCUCCUGAUGGCAGAGCCCGUGAGCAUCAGCUGUGGGCACAGCUACUGCAGACAGUGCAUCGACGACUUCCUGAAGAACCUACACCAGGAGGAGCCGUCGCUCAAUGUGUUUUCCUGUCCCCACUGCCGGGCUCCGUUUCGGAUGGCCAGCGUCCGGCCCAACAAGCACCUGGGAAAUCUCAUCGAAGCCAUCAAGGAGAUGGACCAGGAAAUGUCGUGUGAGGAACACGGAGAGUUCCUCCACCUGUUCUGCGAAGACGAAGGCCAGCUCAUCUGCUGGCGCUGUGAGCGGUCACCGCAGCACAAAGGGCAUGACACAGCUGUCAUCGAGGACGUAUGCCAAGGCUACAAGGAAAGGCUCCAGAAUGCCCAGACGAACUUGAAGCAGCUGGAAGAGGAGUGUACGAAACAGAAGGUGCUCGCAAGAAAGCAAAUAAGCGAAUGGAAUGACGUGAAAGAGACUUUGCGCAGGAGUUCGGCUGUGAAGCUGGAAACACCAGAGGCCCAUUCUUUGGAAGUUCAUACUGUGUGCAGUGUUUCUGAGCUUUAUUUUGAUAUGAAGAAGAUGUUAAGGAGCUAUCAAGUCAACGUGACUCUGGAUCCAGACACAGCCCAUCAUGAACUAAUUCUGUCUGAAGAUCGGAGACAAGUGACUCGUGGAUGCUUCCAGGAGAAUCUAGGCAAUUCCUCUAGGAGAUUCACUGUCUUACCCAGUAUCCUGGGCUGUGAAGGCUUCACCUCAGGAAGACAGUACUUUGAAGUAGAUGUAGGAGAAGGAACUGGCUGGGAUUUAGGAGUCUGUUUGGAAAAUGUGCAUAGGGACAUUGGCGUGAUACAGUGCCCUCAGUCUGGAUUCUGGGCCAUCAGACUAUGUGUAAAGAAAGGCUACGUAGCGCUCACCUCUCCCCUAACCUCCCUUUAUCUGAGGGAGCAGCCCCUGGUUGUGGGGGUUUUUCUGGACUGCGAUGUCGGGGUUGUAUCCUUUUACAACAUGACCACUGGCUCCCACAUCUUUACCUUCCCGAGGGCCUCCUUCUCUGAUACUCUCCGGCCCUACUUCCGGGUUUAUCAACAUUCUCCUUUGUUCCUGCCUCCCCCAGACAAGUAAGGAAAGUAGCAAAACCUUCUGGUUUAGCUAACGUAGAAAAUAUCAUGGAAAUCCCUUGAGGGCAGAAAUUUGGUCUGUUCUUUUCGCUGCUGUUGCACUUAGAACUCUGCUGCACUUGUGGCUACUUAAUAAACCUGCUUUGCAUGAAUGGUUGGAAACUGCAGAAAUCCACAGAUGGUCAGCCUGAGCUCGAGGAAAGCAAGAGAAUAGCAAUGAGCAUGCACUGUCUUCUGCAGCCCCUCCGUGGGUUCAGAGCCUGGAGUUACAGGAGUCUCUGGGUGACCCCCAGGGUGACCCAGGGCUCAGGGGGUCUGUGUUCUCCCGGUUUGUCGGAUGCCGUAUGCACUCAUGGGUGGGGAGCGCGGGAAAGCUGCAGUUGUGUCUGCCAGCUGCAAGAAAGCAGGAAAAUCAAAAUAGCAGUGACGCUUCUAACCGCUGACCUCGGAUUAAUCAUCUGAGCCCUGGGCCCGGAUGAUGGGGCGAGUUCGGAUGCCCACCGGGCCUAGCGAGCUCUGUCUGGGCAAUAGCAAAGUGUGAAAAGAAGAAUGAAACGUGGUCUACGACGAGAUGUUCCGAAUGGAAAGGAGAGAAAGAAUGAAAACGAAUUUUCUUGGGGGACUCGGUGCACCACCUAAAAAGCCGUCUUCCUUUGUCUUAUCCCUUCUCUAAAAGUCAAUGGUUCCUUUGUUAAGAUGGUGUAAGCCCCAGUGCCAGUCACACCUUUGAGUUCUCCGUCUCCUAGUGCUCCCAUGUGUCUAGGGAAAACUCCAUUUCUCCUCUACCCUCUCACCCCUACCUACUCUGGCUGUAUAGUUCGCUUCUCAUGACAGGUGCAAUGUCCUACCAUUUCAAUCCUGACAAGUAACUAAAGUUCAAGCAGACCCCAUCGGUUGAGGGCUCAGUCCCGCAAGACUGUCCCCAGCCUCGGAGCCUGCUUGGGAUUUUCUCUCUCCCUCUCUCUCUCUGCCCUCCCCUGCUCACACGGUCUCUGUCUCUCUCAAAAUAAAUAAAUAAACUUAAAAAAAAAAAAAA
Molecule: messenger RNA, 3625 nt
Organism: Acinonyx jubatus (cheetah)
Lineage: Eukaryota; Metazoa; Chordata; Mammalia; Carnivora; Felidae
Gene: TRIM38
Product: tripartite motif containing 38
Exons: 6
Coding region: 704-2593 (629 amino acids)
Molecular function (GO): protein binding; zinc ion binding
Source: RefSeq, a predicted model, not a curated record